CCUCAAUUAGUAUUAGAUUAUUUUUAACGUCGUCGAAUUCCUUGCAUACAUACAGAAUUGUAUCUGAUUCAGGGGUAAGUAUUAAUGUACCCAUGUACCCAGGUAUCCCCCAAGCACGAAAAAGGGAGAACGUAGCUGGCCGAGUCAAUGACCUCAUGAACUCCGUGACAAUAAAAUAACAUUUCUCUUAUGAGAUCAUCUAGAUAUACUCUUUGACCAUAUUUACCCAGGUAACUUCGAUCUUCUCAUGGCGCCUAGUCAAUUGAACUAUUUCACCUGCACCCUAGGGCAAGCUUCCUCUUUGAAGAGGGGAUACGCUGACGGCGGAAAAUCAUUCAAGACGGUGAUUACAUUGAUCGAAGGACAAGCAAAAAAUCUUCCUAAUUCGCCCGCUCUUGGAAUAGCGAAUCAUACGCGCAUAAGUUCAGCUAAUUGGCCUCCUGAACAAGUGACCUUCUUGGAACUCAGCAACUUGUCCAUAUCAGCAGCUUCGAUCUUAAAGAAUGUUAUAGAACUCCGAGAGGAAAGCGAUGAGCCGCCUACAAUCGGGUUAUUAUGCGCCAGUGGAAUUGAUUUCGUCUUAGCAUGGCUAGGUCUCAUGCGAUUGGGAUGUAGAACAUUUAUUCUCGCUCCUCAACUUGAAUACCCAGCGCUGCAUCAUCUCUAUACAAAUUCUGGCAUGAAAACAGUUCUCGUUGAUGAAGCGCAAGAUAAAAGAGUGGGGCGUUUCAACGAGGUCAACACAAUCAGGAUCCCGUCGUUUCGAACUUGUCGCAACGAAAAUAAUGAUCAUAACGGUAAUAAACUGCUUAACAAAGAAGAUUCGAAGAUAGCUUAUAUACGACAUACUUCGGGGACAUCAUCCGGCUUGCCGAAACCGAUUUUCCAGACUCAGUGGGGAGCAGUGGGUUGCUUACCAUCGUUUCGGCGUGAAGACCAGCCCGCCACGUACACGACUACGCCUCUAUAUCAUGGGGGCCUCGCAGACUGCUUCAGGGCUUGGACUAGCGGAGCGAUGAUUUGGCUAUUUCCCGAGGGCGUGGUGCCGAUCACAGGGACCAACAUUGUUCGUUCGGUAAACUAUGCCCGCGAAAGAAGUUCAGUCCUUGUACAAUAUUUUUCGUCCGUUCCCUACGUACUUCAAUCAUUAGCCGAAGAACCAGAAGGUAUCUGCGUCUUGAGGAGUAUGGACUUAGUCGGCGUUGGCGGCGCCGCUUUAGCCCCUUCUGUCGGCGAUAGGGUAGUCGACCUGGGUGUUAGGCUCAUUUCGCGAAUGGGUAGCGCCGAAUGUGGUUUUCUCAUGUCAUCGCAUCGCGACUACGAUGAAGAUAAGGACUGGCAGUACCUACGACCAAUUGAGGAUCCUGAGCUUUUAUCUUUUGAAGGGAGAGCUGAUAGGUUAUCUGAACUAGUGGUCAAGUCUAAGUGGCCGCUAAUAUCAAAGACGAACCGCGACGACGGUUCGUAUGCCACUGCUGACUUAUUCGAAAAACACCCGUCUACCACGAAUGCGUGGAGAUAUCAUAGCCGGUCGGACGCUCAAAUCACUUUAGCCAAUGGGAAAAAAUUCGAUCCCUCGCUACUGGAGGAACAUGUUAAGGCAUCAAUACAUUCAGUAAGAGAUGUUUUGGUUUUCGGGGCGGGAAAAGAAUGCGCAGGUGCCUUAAUAUUCAAGACUUUGGCAAACCUCUCGGACGAAGCAUUCAUUGACACAAUCUGGCCCCAUGUGCAAAAACUAAAUUUGGAGGUGCAAAGUCACUGUCGCUUGGAUAAGUCAAUGUUAAUACCCGUUGAAACAAGGGAGGAUGAAGAACCUCUUCCGAAGAGUAGCAAGGGGACCAUAUUAAGGCGGCAAGCUGAGGCUCGGUACGCCGAUAUAAUUGAUGGGACCUAUUCCGACACAAGGAUUAGUUAUACGAGCACACGGGACAUAUCCGACACGGAUGUCUCCUCCACACUCCUCAGCUUGUUCAAUCAAGUUCUAGGCCGAGAAAUUGACCCUCACCAGGAUAUCUUUCAGCAAGGGGUCGAUUCAAUCGCAUGCAUCCAGAUUAGAAAACUUAUUGGAUCUCAGAUCCUACCCGAAGGUGUUUCCGGGUUGCCGAUAAACAUUAUCUAUGAUAGUGGGAAUGUCGACGCAUUGGCUAGAGAUUUAAUUCGGAUACGCAAGGGAGAUGACCCUUACUGCUCACAGAGCGACGUCGGUGAUCGGAGAUUAAUGAAAGAACUCUCCGAAAAAUACGGAUCUUACGAGGCGGACAGCGCAGACGUAGUUAAGAAAGAACGCGACGUAAUUGUACUUACGGGAGCCACUGGGGCACUUGGAGCACAUAUAUUAUCGGCGUUAUUUAUCAACCCCGGGGUCUCUAAGGUAUACUGUCUGGUUCGCGGACAGACGCAGAACGCAUCUCGAGAGCGUGUAUUGAAGGCAUUGUCAAAACGUGAGUUAUUAGGACCGUGGGAUUCAGUUGGAUUGCAAGUUUUCGAUGACAAGGUAGUCUGCCUCCCUUGCCGGCUUCCUGACCCCCAUCUGGGUCUCCCCAACAAGGAAUGGACACGCAUCGUGGUAGAAGCCACAAUCUUCAUACAUACGGCCUGGACCGUCAAUUUCAGUCUUCGCCUUAUGUCAUUUGAGGGUCAUAUAAUUGGGACCCGUAACAUGAUCAAUGCGGCUGUUUUAAGUGGCGCAAAAUUCUUUUUCAUCAGCUCAACGGCGGCAGUGAGUUCUGAUCCAUCAGCAGUCAUUUCUGAGAAGUUAUCUUCGAAUCCAUCACAUGCAUCCUCGCUUGGUUACUCAAGGUCUAAGUGGGUUGCAGAACAAGUCUGUUCCAAAGCUUACGAAUGCUUUUACAAGGAUAGCUCAUCCGGAGAUGCAAGAAAUACAGGAGUUUCGAUUAUCCGUGUCGGUCAACUCUGCGGGAAUGAAGCGGGUAUAUGGAAUCCGAGCGAAGCUUAUCCGCUGAUGAUAUCGACAGCUGGAAUUACAGGUUGUCUUCCAAACUUACCGAAAGAAACUCUCAGCUGGUUACCGGUAGACAAGGCGGCGAAGGCUGUUCUAGAAAUUGUAUUACCAGGUAAUAAUAACCGAGAGUCAACUCGCUCAAACAUGCCCGUAUAUCAUGUCUUGAACCCACACAAAUCACCCACAUGGAAUCAACUACUUGAUUGGGUUUCAGAAACCCUAAAGGACCCUGAAUUUCAAGUAGUUGAGCCUGCGGAAUGGCUACAGUGUUUAGAACAGGCUCUUGAUGGAUCGCAGUCAAGACAUCCAUGCCAAGCUCUCUUAGGAUUGUGGAGACGCAGGUAUGCCCACGCGACAGAAGUAUCGAGCAGUAUGAGCAGAGAUGAUUCUCCUGCAUUUGAUAUAACUUCAACUUCGCGAUUAUCUGAGACAAUAAGAGAAAUUCAACCUUUAACUUGCGAAAGGGUGAGAAAGAUGUGGGUCUGGAUCCAGAAGAAUGUCGGGGAAGAAAGUCCAAAGAACUUUGACAAGAGCAAGACAAAAUAACCUCAUGUUACACAGUAAUAUACACGCACUUGUAACUUAUCAUAUCUUCAGUAACUCACUGGAGUUCCGAUAUACAAGGUAUAAUAGAG
This is a messenger RNA of Hypoxylon trugodes, 3597 nucleotides long. Its product is annotated as acetyl-CoA synthetase-like protein. The coding region runs from base 248 to 3508 and encodes 1086 amino acids. The transcript has 3 exons. The record is from RefSeq and is a predicted model, not a curated record. NCBI's taxonomy places the organism in Eukaryota, Fungi, Ascomycota, Sordariomycetes, Xylariales, Hypoxylaceae.